Pezoporus occidentalis (night parrot) is the source of this 2773-nucleotide messenger RNA. RefSeq names its product ATM interactor (gene ATMIN). Gene Ontology annotation, molecular function: transcription cis-regulatory region binding; DNA-binding transcription factor activity, RNA polymerase II-specific. The record is from RefSeq and is a predicted model, not a curated record. The transcript is spliced from 4 exons. Lineage: Eukaryota; Metazoa; Chordata; Aves; Psittaciformes; Psittacidae. Gene Ontology annotation, biological process: regulation of transcription by RNA polymerase II. Gene Ontology annotation, cellular component: nucleus. Bases 26 to 2413 code for a protein of 795 amino acids.
CGGGGAGCGAGCAGCUGACAGCAAAAUGGCGGCGGCGGCGGCCGGGCGGCGUGGCGGGGCGCUGGGUCGGCCACCGGCGCCUGUGUCCGUGUCCUUGCCGGUGGGGGACCUGCCGCCCGCCGGCGAGCUGGUGCGGCCCUCGGUGACAGAGCUGUCCCAAGUGAGGACCAACAUCCUGUGCACCGUGCCCGGCUGCGGCAAGGUCCUGCCCAACAGCCCGGCUCUCAACAUGCACCUCAGCAAGGCCCACCCGGUCCAGGAUGGAAAACUUAAUGCGCCAAUAAGGAAGAGUUUGAAAACACCUCAGAAAUUCUACUGCUGUCCUAUUGAAGGCUGCCCUAGAGGACCAAACAGACCAUUUUCCCAAUUUUCUCUGGUCAAACAGCACUUUAUGAAAAUGCAUGCUGAAAAGAAGCACAAAUGUGAUAAAUGUAGUAACUCCUAUGGUACAGAGUGGUAUUUGAAACGACAUAUAGAGGUCUGUGGCAAGACUUUCCAGUGUACUUGUGGGUGCCCUUAUGCCAGCAGAACAGCAUUACUGUCGCAUAUUUACAGAACUGGCCAUGAAAUUCCUGCAGAACACAGGGAUCCUCCUAGUAAGAAAAGGAAAAUGGAAACCUCUGUACAUAAUCAGCAGUUGGCAGAGAAAGCAAAUGAAGCGUUCAUCAACACACACAAUAAGAAUCCUGGCACUCAGGAAUUGGAGUCCUCUGAAGUGAAACUAGCAGCCUCUCUUGAAGGCUCCUGCAGUUCUAACCUCAUGAACCAAAUGCAGCCAAAAUGUACGCCGAAGAUGCUCUUACCAAAGCCUAAGGUGGCUUUGGUUAAACUUCCAGUGAUGCAGCUUGCUCACUUGCCUAUAUAUGUGUCUGCAGCAGACUCUUCUGUCAAACCUGCUGUAGUGGCUGUUGAUAAUCAAGGUUCACUUGUAAGUACUGUUCAUUUAUUGCCUCAGUCAAUAGGAAUUCUGAUUCCUGCACUGGAGGCAGAAACACUUGUGUUUAAAGACAGUAUGCCUGUUUCAAAAGUGACAAAUUCUGGUGAUCGUGAAUCCGUAAGUACCAGUUUACAAGUUGAGUUGGAUAAGGUUACAUUGAGUAACACAGGGCAGGAGAUGGGGAAUGUUUGUCACAAGAAUAAAAUUUCUUCAAUUAAUAUACAGACUGACUUAUCUUAUACUUCACAGAACUUUGUACCAGCUGCAACCUGGACUCCCAAUUCUUCUGUAUCCUCUUGCUCUCAGACAGAUCUGUCAUUCAGUUCACAGGUUUCGCGGCCCAUCAGUGUACAAACACAGACGCUGCUGCCUGCUUCCAAACUGACUUCAUCCAUAGCUGCCCAGACUGAUGCUUUUAGUCAGGUUUGUUUUCCAACAUGCGGCGUUUCUAGAGAGACUCAAACCAGUAGGACACAGGACUCUAUUGAUGGAAGGGUACAGAUGGACCAGGCUGUGAUGUGCAGUGACAUUUUUGACAAUGUUGAUUCAUCAUAUGUUUCUACUCACAUUGAACUUCCAGAAAACAACUUAAUGACUGCAAAUAUAGAUCAAACCUUGCUGCAAAGAAGUAAUUGCAAGAGCCUGAAUCAAGAUACGGUGAAGUCUGAAUCCCUUAUCAACUUCAGUACACAGCCUAAUAUACUUCCACCUCAAAAUACAAUGGAUAAUCAAACCCAGACAAUGGACUUGCUAAGUGAUCUGGAAAACAUCUUUUCAGGAAACAUGCCUGGCCAGACACUGGAUAAUCGUAGCCUUUUGUCUGAGACGAGUUCUAAUGCUGACACGCAUCUGCCAUCUGGUCCAUCACAGAGCACAGGAAUAGACUUUGACAUUGAAGAGUUCUUUUCAGCAUCCAAUAUUCAAACUCAGACUGAAGAGAGUGAUCUUGGUACUCUGAACCCUGAGCCAGUUUUGGAGUCACUGGACAUAGAAACUCAGACUGAUUUUUUAUUUUCAGAUAGUGCAACUCAAUCAUACAGCUGUCGAGGAAAUUCUAACUUCUUAGGUUUGGAGAUGUUUGAUACACAGACACAGACAGACUUGAAUUUCUUCUUGGACAGUAAUACCCAUCUGCCUUUAGGGAGUAUUCUGAAGCAGUCUAGUUUCUCCAUGAGUACUGACUCAUCCGAUACAGAAACACAGACAGAAGUAUACCAGGCUAUUAAAAAUACGCCUACACAGAAUAUUGAAAGCAAAGUCCGACUCAGUAGCACUGAAACACAGACUAUGGAUAGCUGCUUUGAGAAUCUAGGGAGUUUAUUCCUUACCAGUAAUGAGACACAGACGGCAAUGGAUGACUUUCUUCUGGCUGACUUGGCCUGGAACACGAUGGAGUCUCAGUUCAGUUCAGUAGAAACACAGACCUGUGAAGAGCUGUGCUCCUUGUUUCAGAGCUCUGACAAGCCCAGCCAUUGAGUGCUACUUAAUAUAACCAUUUCCUGUGGUUUGAAAUUAAGUUAUUGGGGUGGGAGAAGUGGCUUGACCAAGUCAUUCACUUUGGAUUAUUGAAUGUAGUUAUCGUGAGCAGUUGACCUAAGGCUUCUCGUGCUGAAGGUACUCUAUCAAAUAUGUAUAACUUGACAUAAACUGUGUGUGUGAAUGGAGGGCAAGGGGAAGCUGUAACAUAUUAAUGUACAUUUGAACCUUAGAAAAGAAUUCAUGGUGCCUGUGUUUUUUCCUGAAACUCCUUUACGGAGGUGAUACUGCUUUCAUUUAAACAGAACAACUUUUGAAGUUGCUCUGUAUAUGUAUGUAUCUCUCUCUACUCCUGGCUUA